Messenger RNA from Austrofundulus limnaeus, 1670 nucleotides. RefSeq names its product carbohydrate sulfotransferase 12. The coding region runs from base 196 to 1428 and encodes 410 amino acids. The transcript is spliced from 6 exons. Gene Ontology annotation, molecular function: sulfotransferase activity. Gene Ontology annotation, biological process: proteoglycan biosynthetic process; carbohydrate biosynthetic process. NCBI's taxonomy places the organism in Eukaryota, Metazoa, Chordata, Actinopteri, Cyprinodontiformes, Rivulidae. Gene Ontology annotation, cellular component: membrane. The record is from RefSeq and is a predicted model, not a curated record.
UCUCUUCAUCACCGGGGCAGACUGAGAUGGGAGGACACUGACCGAGCAGCAGAGCUGAGCGAGCGGAGCCGUGCAUGUCCAACUCUGGCUACCCAGCAGGAAGUGUCGGCUUCCGUCUUAGGACGACCACCAUGGAGCRGAGAUAACCACUUCCUCUUUCUCUCCACCAAUCACAGCCUCUGAUGCGUAAUAACCAUGGGAGCGUGGCGAGGCCUGCGGGUGGCUUUCAUCCUUGGCUCUUUGUUUGUCAUCCUGCUGAUCAUUGUCUACUGGGACGACGUCGGAGGCUUCAACCUCUAUUCCUUCCGGGAGCUGAAACACGAGUCUGUUCAGUCCGGUUGCUGCACCGGGAUCACUACRGGCUCUGUUCUGUCUGUGUCCACCGAUCGAACGCAGACCAGAACCCCCGUCGCUGUGUACAACGCCGCCUCUGCAGCUACGCUUUUCUCAAAAGGAGCAGCUCAGGAAGUCACAGAUGUGGAGCAAAAAGAGAUGGAGUCGGAGGAGGCGAGGACUGCUGAUGGUGGUGAACAGAAGGCGCGGCAGCAGAGGGUCCUGGAUGUGUGUCUAGGAAAGGACGAUGUGGAUUUUCCUGGAAGGACUCGAGCGUUUGAACAGAUUCCUAUCAGGGAACUGGACCACCUGAUUGUGGAUGAUACACAUCAGAUUAUUUACUGCUACGUCCCCAAGGUAGCGUGCACCAACUGGAAGAGAGUCAUGGUGGUCCUGUCUCAGUCUCUGAUCUCCCCCUCCACUGGAAAACCUUACACGGACCCGGAGGCUGUGCCUGCUGACCUCGUACAYAACUCCUCUCUACACCUCACCUUUGCCAAGUUCUGGCGACACUACGGUUCACUGUCCCGCCACCUGAUGGCGCUCAAGCUCCAGCACUACACCAAGUUUCUGUUUGUCCGAGAUCCAUUUGUGCGCCUCAUCUCUGCCUUCAGGAACAAGUUUGGAAGGCCCAACGAGGACUUCUACAGGCACUUCGGUUCGGUUAUGUUGCGCCGUUACGGCAACGCGUCCGAGGGUUUGGCAGAGACGGCUGCUGAGGCGUUCGCAGCAGGAAUCAAACCCACAUUUCAUCAGUUUGUCUCGUACCUCCUCGAUCCUGAGACUGAGAGGAAAAGCAUCUUUAAUGAACACUGGCGGCAGGUGUAUCGUCUGUGCCAUCCAUGUCAGGUAAAAUACGACUUCAUUGGUCGACUGGAAACUCUGGAAACUGACUCGGAGCGCCUGCUGAAGCUGCUGAAUGUGGAUCACCUUCUACGAUUCCCUUUAGGAGCCAGAAACCGAACAGAAGCCAGCUGGGAAAGGGACUGGUUUUCCCAGAUACCUGUUACUAAAAGGAGAGAACUGUAYAAGUUGUACGAAGCAGACUUUGAGCUGUUUGGAUACCCCAAGCCUGACUACAUGUUUCACCAGUAGACCAAAGGCUUGGGGACCACCCUACGGACUGAUGCACAGCCCGGUUCUGCUUCUUAACACCAGUCUGUGAUGCUAUUGGACUCAUUUCUUAGCACACCUCAAAUGACAAAGUGCCUGUCAGUGUGUCAUUUUUAUAAUGUCCGGUAUCCAUCAUGUGCCUGUUUAUAGUUCUCAGCUGUUUCACUCCAUGUUAAAAAAAACAUGAUUAGAUUUUAUUAAAAUGAUAUCCUGUGAUGCAGGAA